Molecule: messenger RNA, 1172 nt
Organism: Danio aesculapii
Lineage: Eukaryota; Metazoa; Chordata; Actinopteri; Cypriniformes; Danionidae
Exons: 4
Coding region: 23-745 (240 amino acids)
Source: RefSeq, a predicted model, not a curated record
AUUUUUAAUCUGUUGCGGUUGGAUGCUCCUGUCUUCAGCUAAUGAUUUUGCCAAUGCGGCAAAGAUUCACACUACAACUUUAUUUGUCAAUCAUGGACAGUCGGCAAGAAUCAACUGCAACUCCAGCAGAACAGAUAACACAGAUUUGAUGGCAGUAAAUAUUCAGACAUUAAAUUAUACUCUCUGUUCACUUCGCUUUAAUGGGAGUUUAUGGAAACAACAGAACUGCAGAGAUCACGUCAAGUUUAACUGGAUUCCAGAGACUGAGGAAAUCUCAUUUGAGCUCUUAAAUUUUCAGGAUAAAAACACAUACACCUGUACUGUGAUGAGGACUAUACCACCACCACAUGUGAAUCUGGGAAUAACACAAGUCCAAGUUAUUGUGCGUCCGGUCUUGUCUCUGUUCUGUGAGAAGAUGCCUGACGGAUCUCCUAUGAUUCUGUGCUCUGUGGGAUUUCAUCGUGAUUCACUUGAACUGCUGUGGAUCAGAGAUGGAGAAUUCAUCAACAACUCGUACUCAAACAAAUCAUUUAGCCAUAAAUCAUACCUUAUACUGCCACCCCAAAUCAACAACACAGUCUACUCCUGCUGGGUAAACCACUCGUCCUUAAACAAACCACUCAUCGCUAAUUUAUCAAGCUCUGCCUGCUAUGAAAAAGAGGGUUGGGAUUUAAUGGGGACUGUAGCAGUGGCAUUUGUCAUCUCUGCGGUGUUGACUGUAAUUUUGGUCACUAUAGUUGUGUAAACACUGGUAAGUCUCAAGUGUGCACUCUGCCCUAAUCCGUCUAUAUUUAUUUUCAUUCUUAAACUAGCAUGCUUUUGUAACAGUCUAUUGCUGUUUCUCACUUCUAAGAAUGUAAAAACUUUCUUCAGUUCCUCAGAGAUCAAAAACUAUUUAAUUACUUGCCUAUAUAAAGAUAUGAGAGUGUCACUGUCCAUAUUCAUACAUCACUUGUACAAAAGAGUACCUUGUGAAAUUGUUUGGUAUAAUAUAUACCUUUGUGGUAUCAGUAAGAACCCAUUAGGCACACGUUUACCUCUAGAAUAGGUUACACCCCAGUGACAGCUCUCGUACCUUUAUUUCUCAGAGUAUACUGUACUGUAUUUGUGUAAAUGAGAAUAUAAAAAAGUUCAUAUAUGCUUUGUGAUGUUAUGAUUCUUUUUAAAGUCAA